Molecule: messenger RNA, 1427 nt
Organism: Drosophila guanche
Lineage: Eukaryota; Metazoa; Arthropoda; Insecta; Diptera; Drosophilidae
Product: extensin
Exons: 2
Coding region: 49-1263 (404 amino acids)
Source: RefSeq, a predicted model, not a curated record
CCGAAUCUUCGAUUCUUCGCUUCGUCGCUCGAAACAUAUAAAUGGCCAAUGCGGUGCUCCAAUCAGCAUCAGUCAACGUUCGAGCUUCUCCAUCGAAGCAGUCAGUCAAUCGAGCGAGCAGUAAAGGAUUACGGGUUAGACAUCAUCAUCAUCAUCCACAGGAGCCAAUCGUUAGCCAUGCGUGUCUCUUCGCUGUUUGUCGUCUGUGUGGCCACACUGGUCGCCGGAGCUGCCGCUCGUCCUGAGCCACCAUCCCCGUAUGCCUACCAUGGAUUACCACAGCAGCAGAGCCAGCGGGCCUUGCCAUUGAAUGUUCAUCCCGUUGCGCCACAAAUCUAUCAGACGCUGCCACAGGAGCAAUCGUUUGCCAACUUUGCAGCGCCUCCAGUGCAGCAGCCACAAAUGAAUUACCUGCCACCCCAGCAGCAACAGCAGUCACAGCAGGAUGCCAUCUUUGAGCAGGUUGGUCCCUCCGCUGAGCCCCUGAACUCCUACGAUGACAGCUACAACAUGGCCCACCGCCUGUCCGGUGUGCAGCAUGCCAGCGGCUACAACAACGCACCGCAGGAGACCAAGAUCCACAAGCACAUCUACGUCCAUGUGCCGCCCAAGGACUUCGAGGAGGAGGAUGCCGUGCAGCCACGCGUCACCCAUCAGGUGGGACCCAAGCAGAAGCACUACAAGAUCGUCUUCAUCAAGGCCCCAUCGGCACCGGCACUGCGCGCACCCAUCGUGCCACCACCACCACAGAACGAGGAGAAGACUCUGAUCUAUGUGCUGCACAAGAAGCCCGAGCAGGAGCAGGAUAUUGUCAUCCCGACGCCAGCACCCACCAAGCCAUCCAAACCCGAGGUCUACUUCAUCAAGUACAAGACCAAGAAGGAGGAGGCGCCCGUCUAUGGUGUCCCACCCGCCGACAUGGAGCCCCGUCAGGCCACCGCCGAGGACUUUGCCCCGCUCGCCGAAGUGGCCGAUGUUCUGCCACCCACCACCCUGGCACCCGAGCCCGAGAUCGAGCAGCCCUCCGCCAUCUAUGGCGCACCCACGGCGCCCGCCUACACUGGCGAGGAGGUGCAGACCACGCUCUCGGCUCCUGCCAACCAGUACCUGCCCCCUGCCACUGCACCCGCUGCCCUGGCCAUCGAGGAGCCCUCCAUGGCGCCCAUCAUUGUCGAGGAGCAGCAGCAGGAGCAGCGUCAGGCUCACAUUCCCGCCUCCAACUAUGGUCCCCCCAACCGCUUCUUCCUCAAGAAGUUGAAGUAGGAUCGCAGUCCGAUGAAAAUGGAGAUGUCUUAGCCAAUUUCUCGUUUGUCAUAGUCUAAUGUCCCCAUGCCCCCAUGCACACACUCACACUCACACACACACACACGCACACACACAUGCAUCUCACGUUGUUUUGCUCGUUUGUAAAAUUUGUUAAAUUUGUU